AUGUCUAUCGAGCCCAUCAAGAACGUUGCAAUCGUCGGUGCUAGUGGCCGCAUCGGUGGUGCGUUCGCAAAAGCCCUUUCGGCAACGGGAAAGCACAACGUCACUGUCCUCGUUCGGAAGGAGAGCAAAGCCACACUUCCCGAAGGAGUUCACGUCAUCAGGGUCGACUACAACGACGAGGACUCGAUCAUAAAUGCACUCAAUGGCCAGCAAUUUCUUGCCAUUACCCUCGGGGUUCGGGCUCCUGAAGACUUGCACGCAAAAAUCACCACCGCUGCUGGAAAGGCUGGAGUCACUUACAUCAUGCCCAACGCCUACGGAUAUCCAGCAAACCCAGAUAGCGAUGACGUUUACGGGAAGGCUGUUCUGACCAGGCUGAACGAUGCCAACAAUGGCGUUUCCUCUGGGGUAACUCUUUCUUGUGGAUUCUGGUACGAGUGGAGUCUGGCGAGUGGUGAGCAGUGGUUCGGCUUUACGAUCAAAGACCGAAAAGUCACAUUCUUCGAUGACGGGAAACGCACUCUAACGGUCAGUACCUGGGAUCAAUGUGGACGUGCAUUCGCCGCUUUUCUCAGCUUGCCAGAGACUGGUCACAGCCCAUGCGUGAGGGACUUCAAGGAUGUCCCCAUCUACAGCUUUCAAGUCUCACAGCGCGACAUGCUGGACAGCCUGCACAGAGUACUCGGCACGAAGGACUCUGACUGGGAGAUCAAGUAUGAGCCUGUCUCUCAGCGCAUCAAGGAUGGAGCGGAGGAAUUUGCUAAAGGGAUUUUCACCGGAUUUGCAAAAAUGCUGUAUGGAGGGGUCUUUCAGGUGGACAACAGUCAGAGUGAUUAUGCUUCUACGCUUUCGGUGGCAAAUGAGACCCUUGGGUUGCCCAAGGAAGAUCUUGAUGAGGCCACGAAGCGGACAGUUGAGAUGGUCGAAGGUGGAUGGAAUCCCUUUGGAAAUAUGGGUUGA
Penicillium verhagenii is the source of this 960-nucleotide messenger RNA. RefSeq lists its product as uncharacterized. The transcript has 2 exons. The coding region runs from base 1 to 960 and encodes 319 amino acids. The record is from RefSeq and is a predicted model, not a curated record. Lineage: Eukaryota; Fungi; Ascomycota; Eurotiomycetes; Eurotiales; Aspergillaceae.